CCAUGGAAUCACGCUUCACCCGUGGCAAAUCCCCUCUGCUGGAGCGCCCGCUGGGCCGCCCGCGGGGGGAGGUGAGCCUGAGUGCCUUCGCCCUCCUCUUCUGUGAGCUGGUGCAGUACUGCCAGCGCCGCGUCUACUCGGUGGCCGAGCUGCAGUCCAAACUGGCCCAACUGGGCCACCAAGUUGGCCUCCGACUCCUGGACCCGUUGGUGAGCCGUGAGCGGGGCGGGCGGCGUGAGACCAAAGUGCUGAGCAUCCUCCUCUUCGUCAAAGGCCCCGUGUGGAGGGCGUUGUUUGGGAAGGAGGCCGACAAGCUGGAGCAGGCCAACGACGACGACAAGACUUUCUACGUCAUCGAAAGGGAGCCUCUGGUCAACACCUUCAUCUCCGUGCCCAGGGAGAACAGCACGCUCAACUGUGCUGCCUUCACAGCUGGUUUGGUGGAGGCAGUGCUGGGAGCCAGCGGGUUCCCGGCCAAGGUGACGGCGCAUUGGCACAAGGGCACCACGCUGAUGAUCAAGUUUGAGGAGGGGGUCAUCGCACGGGACAAGAGCCUGGAGGGACGAUGAGGGGGGUCCCGGUGCUUGGAGGUGUCCCCCGUCCUCACGUUGGGACACUCGCGUUGUUACGUGGCUCUGUAAAUGGUCUCUUGGCCCAUUGGGUGACCUUCAGCAUUGGGUGUCCAUCAGUGGUGUCCGUUGUCCCUCCUGGUGGCCCUUGGAACUACUUGGGGACAUUGGGACCCAUUGAUGUCACUCAGCACCAUCCAUUGUUCUCCUUUGGCUUCGUGUUGAGACACUUGAUUUGGUUCAGGUGCAAUAAAUGGUCUCUUGGCCCAUUGGGUGACCUUCAGCAUUGGGUGUCCAUCAGUGGUGUCCGUUGUCCCACCCGGUGGCCCUCAGCCCCUCCUGGGGACAUUGGGACCCAUUGAUGUCACUCAACACCAUCCAUUGUUCUCCUUUGGCUUCAUGUUGGGACACUUGAGUUGGUUCAGGUGCAGUAAACGUUCUCUUGGCCCAUUGGGUGACCUUCAGCAUUGGGUGUCCAUCAGUGGUGUCUGUCGUCACUCCCGGUGGCCCUCAACCCCUCCUGGGGACAUUGGGACCCAUUGAUGACACUUAACACCAUCUACCAUCCAAUUUGGUUUCAUGUUGGGACACUUGAUUUGGUUCAGGUGCAAUAAAUGGUCUCUUGGCCCAUUGGGUGACCUUCAGCAUUGGGUGUCCAUCAGUGGUGUCCAUUGUCCCUCCUGGUGGCCCUUGGAACUUCUUGGGGACAUUGGGACCCAUUGAUGUCACUCAACACCACCCAUUGUUCUCCUUUGGCUUCAUGUUGGGACACUUGAGUUGGUUUAGGUGCAGUAAACGUUCUCUUGGCCCAUUGGGUGACCUUCAGCAUUGGGUGUCCAUCAGUGGUGUCUGUCGUCACUCCCGGUGGCCCUCAACCCCUCCUGGGGACAUUGGCACCCAUUGAUGACACUUAACACCAUCUACCAUCCAAUUUGGUUUCAUGUUGGGACACUUGAUUUGGUUCAGGUGCAGAAAAUGUUCUCUUGGCCCAUUGGGUGACCUUCAGCAUUGGGUGUCCAUCAGUGGUGUCCAUUGUCCCUCCUGGUGGCACUUGGAACUUCUUGGGGACAUUGGGACCCAUUGAUGUCACUCAACACCACCCAUUGUUCUCCUUUGGCUUCAUGUUGGGACACUUGAAUUGGUUUGGGGUUCAGUAAACAUUCUCUUGGCCCAUUGGGUGACCUUCAGCACUGGGUGUCCAUCAGUGGUGUCUGUCGUCCCUCCUGGUGGCCCUUGGAUCUUCUUGGGAACAUCGGAACCCAUUUGUGUCCCCCAACGCUCUGCAUUGUUCUCCUUUGGCUUCAUGUUGGAACACCUGCAUUGGUUUGUGUCUCAAUAAAAGUUCUCCUGUCCCAUUGGGUGA
Molecule: messenger RNA, 1932 nt
Organism: Phasianus colchicus (ring-necked pheasant)
Lineage: Eukaryota; Metazoa; Chordata; Aves; Galliformes; Phasianidae
Source: RefSeq, a predicted model, not a curated record